Messenger RNA from Plasmodium knowlesi strain H, 2280 nucleotides. RefSeq names its product CCR4 domain-containing protein 2, putative. Bases 1 to 2280 code for a protein of 759 amino acids. Gene Ontology annotation, molecular function: 3'-5'-RNA exonuclease activity. The record is from RefSeq and is a predicted model, not a curated record. Lineage: Eukaryota; Apicomplexa; Aconoidasida; Haemosporida; Plasmodiidae. The transcript has 3 exons.
AUGUUUUGUGCAAAACAAAGCGCAGUGAUUUCCUUAUGGAAAAGAACCUUCGCACUGAAUAGGUUGAAAAAAGAUGAGAAAAUUUUUUUCAAAUGUACAUAUAUGAGGAAUGGUAUAUGUAUAGGAAGAAAAAACAACCCAGACCAAAUUGCAAACAUCGACGGAAGAAGACAACACAUAAGUUCGAGGAUUAAGAGUGGGUUAGAUGAACAGGUAGGGAAUGCGUCUAUACGAACUGGGGAAAUAGGAAACCGUCAGGGGGAUAAGAACAUCUGCAGAAAAGGUGAUCUUGUUAGUAAGACCCCUCUCCGUAGUGGAUGGACCCCCCAAAACAAAAACGAAAUCCUCCCCAUUGUAAAUGAAAGCCGACACACGAUGGAUGAUUCAUGUUCGAGAAGUUUCUCAAAAGUGAAUCAGACAAAGGAGGAAAGAAGUGCCCAGAAUGAAAAAUACAGAGAGGUUCUAGAAAAACAAAAAAAUGUCAUUCCUGAUGAAAUUUACAACACGGAAUUGAUAAAAUGUCCAAAGGAUAUAAGGGAAAAAAAAAUAGUAUAUAAAUUUAAAGAAUUUUCAAUUUUCUCAUUUAACAUUUUGGCGGACAGCUUAGUGGAUUACAAGUACGAGAACAACUGUUCUGAUGUGAUGAGGUGGAUGAACAGAAAAGAAUUCAUUUUCCAAAGUAUAAGGAGAAAAUUGUCAGAUAUUAUAUGCUUGCAAGAAAUAGAGGAGCCAUAUUUCAAGGAACUACAGGGAAAACUCAAGCUAUUGGACUAUGAAGGAUUAUUUUUAAAAAAGAGAAAGGACACUUGCCAAGAUGGAAUAUGUAUCUUUUACAAUACAAAGGUUUUUAAGUUAUUAUUUUUUGAUGAAAUUGUAUAUGAUAAAUCUGUGUUUUUGAAGAAAUGGCACGUAGGAUUAAUUGUCGCUUUAAAAAAUAAACUUUCGAAGAAAGUGGAAUGGCCUGGUGGAAGUGUAAGUAAUGAUAAUCGUGAGGGUAGUCACCAUAUUGUGGGGGACCACGAUGUGAGUGGUACUCAUAUCUCCGCAGAAUCUGUUGACGAUAUUGUCAUCGUUUCCAACACGCACCUGAUCUUCGACUCCUGUAAGGGGGAUGUGAAGCUAUACCAGCUGUGCUAUAUGACGUACCGUUUAGUAGCCAUGAUGAACAAGUGCCUAGACUAUUUGAAGUCGCGCGGAAAAGCAGACAACACGGAAGAUACAGGGAAAGAAAAAAACAGGGAGGGCUCAUCACAAGGGAGAAUCCACCCAAGUGGUAUCCGGGACGUGCUGAGCCCCGCCGUAAUUUUUUGUGGAGAUCUGAACAUAACGCCUAACAGCCUUCUCUACUAUUACAUAGUUAACAGGUACAUAAAUUUGAAGAAGAUAAACAUGAAAAGAAUUUCAGGACAAUAUCUCAUGUUCAAGAAACAGUUCUACGUUGGUAGCUACGAGGACGGAAAGGAAAUUAAAAGAAUGUUUGACGAGAAUAUUCUGAAUGAUUUAAAAUAUGAGCACUACAACAGCAUGGUGGACAAUAUGAGAAGGGAAUCCCUAUUUUCUUUUUUUAAAAAUGAAAAAAUACUGGAGGAAGGGUACCUAACGAGUCAUUGUUUUCACCAUGAGAAUGAUACCUAUUUGAGGAACUACAAUAAUUCGUAUGAAUGCUUAAGGAACAAAUUUAAGGAAGGCAAGAAUGAUUAUCUUCCGUAUUGGGGACACUCCGGGAGAAAGUCUAAUACAUUUUCGGGUAGCGAAGUGGUGAGGAAUGAAGACAAGUGCGAUAAAAACUGUGCCCUUGUUUCUAAGGAGAAGAAACAUGGAUGCGUCAGUUUUGAUGAGAUGGACCAUGAGGAGGAUGCCGCGGAGAAGCGCCAUCCAGAGAAGAAAGCAAAAAUAGUAACUGAUCAGUAUGAGGACGAUUUCAUACUGUACUAUCCCCUGUAUUUUCAAAGUAUAUACAACAGUGUGGAAGAGCACCGGGUGGAAAAGCCUUGCCAUAAAUAUGAUAAUAUUGACAACCUGAAGGACGAGGAAAAUAAUUUACCCCUAAGUGAUGUUCCAUUCACCGUAUUUCAUGGAAAACAAAAGGGGUGUGUCGAUUAUAUAUUUUACUCUUAUAGGACUCUGAAGAAAAUAUCCUGUUCAGCCUUCCCACCAUUCGGGGAAUUGGCAAAACAUGGUUGCCUGCCGAAUGAGAAAUACGCCUCGUCGGACCAUUUGUAUUUGCACGCUACUCUAAUUAGAAGAGCAAAUGAUGAGGGUAGACGCAUCGAAGUAUGA